This is a messenger RNA of Prunus armeniaca (apricot), 1137 nucleotides long. The record is from the annotation of a GenBank genome assembly. NCBI's taxonomy places the organism in Eukaryota, Viridiplantae, Streptophyta, Magnoliopsida, Rosales, Rosaceae.
AUGUUUUCGUCCUUAAAUAAUGCAUCUCAUGGCUGUGAAUUUUGUCGGUUCUCAAAGCAAACUCGGUUGCCUUUUAGCUCAUCGGUCACUCAAACAAGUAGACCUUUUGAGCUUGUUCACUCGGAUUUAUGGGGACCAGCUGCAUUAGAAUCACAUGAUGGUUUCAAAUAUUUUGUCAUUUUUGUUGAUGAUUAUUCUCGAGCAACUCGGUUGUAUUUGUUGAAAUCAAAGGGUGAAGUUUUAAGAACUGAUAACGGCACCAAAUUUGUAAAUAGCUCUAUGACUCAGUACUUGAGCUUUUAUGGUAUCAUGCAUCAAACAAGUUGUGUUGGAACCCCCCAACAAAAUGGAAUAGCCGAAAGGAAGAAUCAUGAUCUUCUUGAAGAAACAAGAUUGAUUUAUCUCAUUUACGGGUCUUCGGUUGUGUGUGUUAUGUUCAUGUUCAAGCUUCAAAACAUGACAAACUUGAUUCUCGAGCUGUUAAGUGUGCUUUUAUUGGUUAUUCCACAACUCAAAAGGACUUCAGAGAAAAAUCCUCAGGGGGAACAAUUAUCUGAUAGUAUUCCAUUACCAUUGAUAGAAACAGAUUUAUUUCCUUGUUCAUCAAAUGAUAUUCCAGAUGAGAAUUUUUUUCCUGAGCAUAAUGAUGAGCAUAGGGCUGAAAGUCCUAAUGGUGUUCAAACUGAAAUAAAUGAUUACCACCUGUGGUGGAAAACGUCUCAAAGUACCCCCCAAAGUGCAAAAAACUGUCUCACGUUACCCUUUCCAUCAGUUUUUUUGAAGUUCCGUUACGAACAUUACUGUUCAUCUCCCCCAAAAUUCCAGAACAGCAGCUCCUCCCAUUUGUUACUAUUCAUCGCACCAGUUUUUGGGCUGCCAUCGCCUCCUCCGGCCACCCCAAGCGACGACAUGGAUAUCAAAAGAACCAGCACGUUGUCCUCUACCACCCUCACAUCUCAGCCGCUGCCAACCGUCGUCUGGAUCACCGGAAAAAGCAAGAAAUUGGCCGGUUUUGACCCAAAAUCUCCAUUGCUCGUUCGGGUGAUUCCGAGCACCAUUUUCUUCGAUCCAGGUAUGAUUUUUCAACCUCUCGAGUUGUUCUUGCUACUAGUUGUGUUGGUUAGGAGAAAUUUCUAA